GAUGCUCAUGGAGCCUCCAGAGGAGCCGCUCCGACCUGUGAUCUACACCAUGGAGAAUAAGCCCAUCGUCACCUGUGCUGGAGACCAGAAUUUAUUUGCAUCUGUCUAUCCAACACUAUCCCAGCAGCUUCCAAGAGAACCUAUGGAAUGGAGAAGGUCAUAUGGCCGCGCUCCAAAAAUGAUUCAUUUAGAAUCUAAUUUUGUUCAAUUCAAAGAGGAAUUGCUGCCAAAAGAAGGAAACAAAGCCCUCCUUACAUUCCCCUUCCUUCAUAUUUAUUGGACAGAAUGUUGUGACACUGAAGUAUAUAAAGCUACAUUAAAAGAUGACAUCACCAAGUGGCAGAAUGUUCUGAAAGCUCACAGCUCUCUGGAUUGGUUAAUAGUGGUAGUUGAAAGUGAUGCCAAGAAAAAAAACAAAACCAACAUCCUUCCACGCACAUCCAUUGUUGACAAAAUAAGGAAUGAUUUUUGUAAUAAACAAAGUGACAGGUGUGUGGUACUCUGUGACCCUUUGAAGGAUUCUUCCCGUACUCAGGAAUCCUGGAAUGCCUUCCUGACCAAACUCAGGACUUUGCUUCUAAUGUCUUUUACCAAAAACUUAGGCAAGUUUGAAGAUGACAUGAGGACUUUGAGAGAGAAGAGGACUGAACCAGGAUGGAGCUUUUGUGAAUAUUUCAUGGUUCAGGAAGAACUUGCCUUUGUCUUUGAGAUGCUUCAGCAAUUUGAAGAUGCCUUGGUGCAAUAUGAUGAAUUGGAUGCCCUUUUCUCCCAAUAUGUUGUUAACUUUGGUGCAGGUGAUGGUGCAAACUGGCUGACUUUUUUCUGCCAGUCAGUGAAGAGCUGGAAUGGAUUGAUUCUCCGAAAGCCAAUAGAUAUGGAGAAACGGGAAUUGAUACAGACUCAAGAAGCUACACUGUUAGAUCUUCGAAGUUAUCUGUUUUCUCGACAAUGUACAUUGCUCAUCUUUUUACAGAGACCAUGGGAGGUAUCUCAGCGUGCACUAGAACUCCUUCACAAUUGUGUGCAGGAGCUCAAACUACUAGAAGUGAUGCUGGGUGCGGCCCACCACCCACCACCACUAGCACACCCCACACGGGAGAGGGAGAAAGCAUUCCCAUUGAGCUUCUGGGUGGGUAAAGUGCAGAAUGUCCUCAGUGAGUAUAAAGAGGGUUUUUCUCAACAGCUAAAAUCCUUGGGUUAUCUCUGUGGACUUGUAUCAGAAAAUGGACCCAAUUCAGAAGAUCUUAAUAGGACAGUUGAUCUCUUGGCAGGUUUGGGAGCUGAACGACCUGAAACAGCCAAAACUGCACAGAGUCCAUAUAAGAAACUUAAGGAGGCUUUAUCUUCAGUAGAAGCUUUCGAGAAACAUUACUUAGAUCUCUCUCAUGCUACAAUUGAAAUGUAUACAAGUAUUGGAAGAAUUCGAUCAGCUAAGCUCGUGGGAAAAGAUUUGGCAGAGUUUUAUAUGAGGAAAAAGUCUCCACAAAAAGCAGAGGUCUACCUUCAAGGUGCAUUAAAGAAUUAUGUGGCUGAGGGGUGGGCAUUGCCCAUCACACAUACAAGAAAGCAGUUAGCAGAAUGUCAAAAACAUCUUGGACAGAUUGAAAACUAUCUUCAGACAAGCAGCCUUUUAGCCAGUGAUAGUCACUUAACAGAAGAUGAACGUAAACAUUUUUGUCAAGAAAUACUUAACUUUGCCAACCAACAGAAAGAAAAUCCAGGCCUCAAAGUAAUGUUGUCUAUGCAUUCCUUUGCACAACUGAAACAUCUCCACUUUGAUCCUUCAAAUGCUCUUGUCCACGUGGGAGGAACUUUAUCUAUUGAGAUUACCUUAUUAAGCCAAAUGCCCAUCUCAGUUCAAGUAGAACAGAUUGCUAUCAGUGUUCACUUCAGCGUUGAGAAAAACAGCUACCGUAAGACUGCUGAAUGGCUUACCAAGCACAAGACAUCUAAUGGCAUUAUCAGUUUUCCAAAUGAGAAUUCAACUACUCCUUUCUCCCGAAGUAAUUCACCUGCGCUGGAAUUAUACGAGAUGUAUGAGAGGAGCCCCUCAGAUAACUCCUUGAACACAACAGGGAUCAUUUGUAAAAAUGUUCACAUGCUACUACGAAGGCAAGAAAGCAGCUCCUCUCUGGAAAUUCCUUCAGGUGUGACUCUAGAGGAUGGGGCACACAUAUUAAAAUGUAGCAAUGUAACUCUGGAACCAGGGGUCAAUAAAAUAAUAUUCAGAACUCAGGCUAAAGAACCUGGAACAUAUACUCUCAGGCAGAUGUGCACCUCAGUGGGCCAAGUGCAAUUUGUUCUUCCUCACAUCUAUCCCAUAGUACAGUAUGAUGUCUACUCUCAGGACCCUCAACUAAAAGUGGAACCACUGACUGAAAGUCUUUUGGCUGGUAUUCCUCAAAAAGUCAAGUUUACUGUCACUACUGGCUAUUAUACAAUAAAAAAUGGGGACAGUCUACAGCUUAGCAAUGCAGAUGCUAUGCUUAUUCUAUUCCAUGCAGAAAACAGAGCAAUAAUCUAUUCUAAUACCAGAGAGAAAUCUUCAGAAGCAUCACUCAUGAUUCAGUCCUCAGAGAAGGUCACCAGUGUGAGUUUGCCGAUGGCUCCUGCAUACCACAUGAUUGAAUUUGAACUAGAGGUUCUUUCUUUACCGUCUGCUCCAACAACUUCAGGGGAGAGUGACAAACUAGGGAAUAAAGAAUCUCAUAGGAAAAAUAAGGAGAAACAGAAAGCUGGCAACUGCAUGGUUACUCUAGACCAAAAAGUGUCUAUUGAUUGUCCAUGGUCAAUUUACUCCACUAUUAUUGCAUUAACAUUCAGUAUACCUUUUAAGGCCACCCAUUCUUUGCUGUCAGCCGGAAAACGGAAAUAUAUUCAAGUUUGUGUCCAGAAUUUAUCAGAACUUGGCUUCCAGCUAUCAGACAAUAACCUUAUAGAUACUGGAAAUAGCCCAGAUCUGCAACUAGUGCCGUUAAAUACUAAGAGACAGCAGCACAUCUGCAGCAAACAAUCAGUAUUCUUUGUGUGGGAGCUGAUUUGGACAAAGGAACUUCCACCUUCUCUGAAUUGUCACUUUUCACUUGACUUUUAUCCAGCCUCUGAAGUUCGGUCCAUUUCCUUAAAGCCGUACAGUUAUGAGUUCCAAGUGGAAAAUUUUUUUACAUUAUAUAAUGUGAAAGCUGAAAUAUUCCCUCCUUUAGGAACAGAGUAUUGUAAAACAGGUUCACUCUGUUCUUUGGAAGUGUCCAUCACACGACUUUCUGACCUCUUGGAGGUGGAUAAGGAUGAGGCAUUAACAGAAUCGGAUGACUAUUGUACCACAAAACUUAUGUAUGAAGUCGUUGACAAUAGUAGUAAUUGGGCAGUAUGUGGGAAAAGUUCUGGAGUUAUCUCAAUGCCUGUGACAGCACGAGCAACUCAUAAAGUCCACAUGGAAGUGAUGCCUCUUUUUGCUGGAUAUCUCCCCUUUCCUGAUGUCAGAUUGUUUAAAUACCUCCCUCAUCAUUCUGCUCAUUCCACACAACUUGAUGCUGACAGUUGGAUUGAAAAUGAUAAUCUGUCAGUGGACAAGAAUAUGGAUGAUCAGACUGACAGUAGUAGUCUAAAGAGCAAAAGCAGCUCCCAUUCAGCAGCCAGUGUGGAACAUAAAGGCUUGCCAAUGCCCCGGCUACAACCAUUUCCAUCUGGCCAGGUCUUUAAUUCAAGCACUGGCAUGCAGAUCCUGGUAAUCCCUAGCAAGGAUGACCACAUUCUGGAAGUCAGUGUUACAUGACAACUCCAUGUGUAUACCAAGCAAAUAUUAGAAACUGGAUAUGAAUGCACUUUAAAGGAUCAUAACCUGAUUGUUCUUCAUUGUAAUAUUCUGGCCCUGACUAGACUUGUGGUGAUGAUGCUACAUUUUCUGACCAUGGAAGCAUUUGAGAAUUGUACAGAUUUCAUUGUACAAUGCAGCUUGUAUCUAAUAGUUUAUAAUGUUACUUUUAGAAAAUGUUCUAUGUGAUGUGUAUUAUUUAUGUCAUUUACCCAUCUCCCAGUGUUCCUACUGUGGUGUUCCUACAGUGUCCUCCCAGAUGUCCAACUUUCUUAACUUAAUCAUAUGCUGCUGAUAAAAUAAAAAUGCUUGUAAUUGGGCUAUCUAAAUUGAGCAGCCUUAAGUCUGCAGAUUCCUUUUUUGUAUGUAAAUCUGUCUUUCAGGUAAACAUAUAACAAAACCUUGUAAUCCUUACUUGUUGGUUUGUGUGUGCCUUUUUGGUCACACUGCUGCCUAAUUUCUGGACCGAGGUAGUUUCCUAAAUCGCCUGAGAAGAAAAAUCUGAUCUUUUAACCCAUAUCAUCUCUUAUGACCUUUUCUUAAAAACUCUCGAGGGGUGGGGGAGUUAAAGAGGGGGAAUAACUUAACCCCUUCUGUGCCUUGGGAUGUCUGAGUUACAAGAAUAUUUAAGGUCUACUAACCAAACUAUCAGGUUUUUGAGCCAUUUUAAAGGUAUUUUCAAAAAAAGUAGGCUUGGUCAUGAAAAACAAAUUGGCAUUUAACUAAUUUAGUUAUGAACAAAUGUUUCUGAAACCUGUUUUCCACCCAGAAUGUUAAGAAUCAUAUCUUCUUGGUUUUAGGUAUAUAUUUGUUAUAUUUACUUGUCACAAUUUAUGUUCUUUGGGAUUACUUUGAAUUGUCUUGGUUUCUUCCCAACUCUUAACCUCAAUUAAAAUUUUUACUUUACUUUUAAUUGUGGAGUAUUUAACCAUUUUUUCACACUUUUAAGUGUAGAAAUUAAGGAGUUUAAUUAACAAUGGAGGUUAUUCCAGAGACUUUUUUCUUUGGUUAUGGGCAAAAAUUAAGAUCCUGAAAGUAAACUUCUGAUCAAGUAAACCACAGUCAUACAAUACCAACUAAUUAUUUUGUUCUCAUUUGUAAAUUUACUUGUAUAUAUGGUUGAUUAUUAUUUUAAAAAGGAAAAAGUUCAAACUAACUGAAAUAAUGUCUGAGUUACACCAAAAAAUAAAAAACAAAGUAAAUAUGUAUUAAUUUUUAUUGGUAUCAAAGUCAGAGCUUGUAAAUAAGUGCUAUAUGUUUUAAACCUUUUCCAGCUCUCAAAAGCUAUGUAUUUUUGUACAUAUGAAGUACUCUCAAAUUCACUGGGAAUGCUUUUGGUUGGGAUUUUAUUUUAAAAAUCCAUGCAAACCGAUAGUCAGUUAAAGCAGAUGGUGGGGCCUCUUCAGAAUAACCUCAAAGGUAUGAGCCUUAAAAAGAGGAAAAAAGAAUCCUCAUUGCUGCAGCUAUUUCAACAGGUUGUUAAUGAUACCUGACAAAAGCUGAUUAGUAUUCUUCAAUGUAGGGAAGCACAGAAAAAAAUUACUAUAAAAUAUCAUCUUGGUUUUCAGUAUUCUGUAUGUUGUGUUCAAGUCAUUCAAAGAAAUAAAGGUGUGAUUUUUUUUCAUGUUCUUCUCAUUUGUAUUUGACUGGAGUAGGAUGUCGAGAUAAUAAACAUUUAGUUGUUCA
This is a messenger RNA of Gracilinanus agilis (Agile Gracile Mouse Opossum), 5500 nucleotides long. RefSeq names its product trafficking protein particle complex subunit 10 (gene TRAPPC10). Bases 2 to 3775 code for a protein of 1257 amino acids. Gene Ontology annotation, cellular component: TRAPPII protein complex. The record is from RefSeq and is a predicted model, not a curated record. Gene Ontology annotation, biological process: early endosome to Golgi transport; intra-Golgi vesicle-mediated transport. The transcript has 23 exons. NCBI's taxonomy places the organism in Eukaryota, Metazoa, Chordata, Mammalia, Didelphimorphia, Didelphidae.